Messenger RNA from Corticium candelabrum, 2789 nucleotides. RefSeq names its product protease 2-like. Gene Ontology annotation, cellular component: Golgi apparatus; cytoskeleton. Gene Ontology annotation, molecular function: serine-type endopeptidase activity. The record is from RefSeq and is a predicted model, not a curated record. NCBI's taxonomy places the organism in Eukaryota, Metazoa, Porifera, Homoscleromorpha, Homosclerophorida, Plakinidae. Gene Ontology annotation, biological process: proteolysis. The transcript is spliced from 2 exons. The coding region runs from base 19 to 2241 and encodes 740 amino acids.
GUCUCGUCUACGACUUCUAUGAUGAUUUUCAAGACGAUGCGAGCUACAGAACGAGCUGCCAGGAUGUCUCACCGUGGGUUUUGCAUUUUUGCGCAUGCGCGUCGAAAGUGGUUGCGUCAUAAAUGGUUGCGUAGCAACAAACAUUUUAAACAGUUAAGAAGACCGUCGGACACGAACGUGCAUGGAAUGAAAAUUACGGAUACGUUUGCAGGGAUGGCCGACUCCUCGUCGUCUGCAGAUGUCAAAGAAUAUCUGAAAAUUGAAAAUUCGUUGGUGAAACUUGUGAUGACGUCAUCAUCUGUAUUAAGACGGGAAUUGCAGCAAGAGUUGUUGUCUUGGAAAACUCAAGUAGACGAGCAGACAGUCGGGCAGCUGGAUGUUUGGAAUGGACUCGAGUAUUCCUUGCGUGAUGACGUCAAAAACUCACGGUUUUCACUCAGAAAGUUUCCCGUAUAUUGUCGGAGAAAGGUCGAGAGUAACACAGACGAUGUGCAAGUCAUUCUUGAUCUCAAUCAUUUCAAGUCGGAUUUUGUUUACGUUCAUUGUCUCAAGCCGUCGCCAUGCCAACAGUAUUUAGCAGUCAUUGUUGAUUUAGUCGGUCGUGAGCAGUAUUCACUAUUUGUGAUGGAGCCCGGAUGUUCAAAUCCUAUGACGUCAUAUUUGUUUAAAGCCAGCAGUGUGAUGAACAUUGAAUGGUCACAAGUGCCCGGAACCUUUUUCUAUACGACGGUUAGUAAUACAAAUCAUGCAUGUCAAGUAUGGUGUCACACACUAGGAUUGGAGACACACUCGGUCUAUGAAGAAAAAGACAACGAGUAUUAUGUUGAUAUUAAUCGGACUAAGGAUGGUCGAUAUCUCACGAUUAACUGUAAUUCUCGCGAUACAUCCGAAGUUCAUAUUGUUGACAACGAACUCGUGUCCAGAGAGCCGACUGUCGUGUUCGAAAGGCAACCGGGUGUUGAGUGGUAUCUCGAACAUGCAGACGGCAUCUUCUAUUGCUUCACAAAUCACUCUAAGAGUGGUGAAUACCAACUUGUGCGCAUGCGCAGAAAAGGAUUUACGUUUAGCAAGCUCGACGUGUUGGUAGCAUCGGAAGACGGUUUCCUACUUGAAGACAUUGACGUGUUCUGCGAUUACAUCGUGUUGUAUGGACGUCGACUUGGGAAAGCGGUUGUGUCGAUCGUUAACCUUGUGAGUAAGGAGGUUAUUGAUAUCAACCUGCCAAGUCAAGUGACAUCGAUACAGUCAGGAUCAAAUUGUGAUAUAAAUUCUAGUCGAUUUGUAUUUGAUAUUUCUUCGCCAAUUCUACCGGCUACGUUGGUUGCGUACGAUGUAAAGGCGUCAUUACGUCCAGUGGAGAUAAUGUCUCAAUUCCGACUGAGUGGGAUGGACCUCGAGAGCUACGUUAUCUCAGACGUAGACGUUGCAUCACACGAUGGCCAGUCAAUCCCACUGACUCUUGUCCAUCACAGAGACGUCACUCUCGAUCGUUCUAAUCCUUGUAUUGCGUUUGUGUACGGCGCUUACGGUCAGAUAUCGAACACCGGAUUUCAGUCGUCGUAUCUGAGUCUCCUCAAGAGAAAUUGGCUUCUUGCUUUUUGCCACGUUCGUGGGGGAGGAGAGCUCGGUCGGACGUGGUACCAACAAGGACGAUUGCGAAACAAACUGAACACGUUUCUCGACUUUGAAUCGUGUCUUCGGUUUCUGCACGUCAAUGGAUACUCGAGACCAUCUCUAACUACUGUUUCUGGAACGAGUGCGGGAGGCAUGGCGGUUGGAUGGUUGUGUAACAAUAGACCGGAGUUGGUUAGGGCUGCUGUGUUGAGGGUCCCUUUUGUUGACGUGCUGAGCACGAUGUUGAACGCCGAUCUUCCUCUGACGAGCACCGAGUAUGGAGAGUGGGGCAGACCGAGAGACAACGUCGACGACAUGCAGACUAUUUUAUCAUAUUGUCCGUAUGUGAACGUCAAGCAACAGAAAUAUCCUGCCUUAUUGAUAUCAAUUUCAUUUAACGACGAGCGGGUGCCGUUCUGGGGUCCGGCAAAAUUUGUGGCGAAAUUGAGACAUCUAAACGAAUGUGUUGACAACUGGCAAGAUUGGUAUGCGGGAUUAGGCAAUUUGGUGUUGCUACAGACUGAUUUUGGUAACAGUGGACAUUUUGGUUCCGGAGAUGUAAAAUGGCAGAGUGAGAAAGAAGCAUUCGAACUUGAAUUUCUUAUACGAGCCCUCAAGCUACAUUAGCAGCGAUGCAUUCUAUGUGUAUGCUCAAGAAUGAUACACCACACUGAAGGUCAGUGACGAUUGAGUGCCAGACGACCGAUGCUGUUAUACAGUAUGUGUAUCGUGUUACUCUAUAUUGGCAUGUCUGUGAAAUUAUCUAUGUACACAUUGAUAUUAACAUGGUUGUGCCAGGAUGGGAGAGUGGGGAUCGAUCCAGCGACUAAAAUACUGCAGCAAAUUUGGGGUUGACUGUGUAGUGUGACUGUAUGCCUCAAACUUCAGAGUAAAGUAUGUACAAUACAUGUACAUGUACACAUGGACAUCAUAGGGUAUUGGCUGUCAAUCUGGACAUUCAAAUGGUGACGAGUUUGUCUUGAGAGUUGCUUCUCUGGCUGUACAUGGACUAGUGACAAGUAAAAACUGAAAAGUUUACGACUUGGGUGGUUAUGUACACCUUAUAGAUAUCAUUGGUUGUGCUCAUCUGGCAGAGAGAGAUCUGGAAUAAUGCAGCAUGGUUUCUCAAAUUAAUGUUCCAGUAUUGAGCCCUCCCUGCUAUACUCACGUGUGGG